AUGACUCGCGCACGUGCAUCUAACGAUAGUACGCGUGGUGAUGGUGGUGGUGCCCCUAUACAUCACCACGAGCGAAGUAACACGAGAGAUCGAGCUGUCACUGGUGUCAGUGCUCAUGCUGGCACCAAUCAAGAGGCCAGGGACCGAAAUGUCCUGCGCCACUCUUCUCAAGUGGAGUCUCCGUGGAUGCCGUCAGCCAGAGAGUUGGAUCGAGUGGCCGGCAUGACCACCGACCCGGUAUCGAAUCCCGUUAUUCGAUUGCAGGAAGAUUUGCCUACCUGA
Messenger RNA from Peronospora matthiolae, 282 nucleotides. NCBI's taxonomy places the organism in Eukaryota, Oomycota, Peronosporomycetes, Peronosporales, Peronosporaceae. The record is from the annotation of a GenBank genome assembly.